AGCGCGCGGGGAAAACGCGUCACUUCCGGCGCGGCGGCUGGGGUCGGGGGCGGCGGAGCGCGCGUGUGCGAGGGACCCCCCCCCCCCCGCCGGACAGGCCCCGCCAUGGCCUCCGUCACGAUGGCCACCUCGGAGUGGAUCCAGUUCUUCAAGGAGGCCGGCAUCCCGCCCGGGCCCGCCGUCAACUACGCCGUCAUGUUCGUGGACAACAGGAUCCAGAAGAGCAUGCUGAUGGACUUGAACAAGGAGAUCCUGAACGAGCUGGGAGUCACGGUGGUUGGGGAUAUCAUCGCAAUCCUCAAGCAUGCCAAAGUAGUUUACAGGCAGGAGAUGUGCAAGGCAGCCACAGAAUCUGUCGCCUCCAGCCAAACCACAGCACAGUCUGAACUCCGCCGGAAUGCCACUAGUGCUGCCAGCAGGAUGAUUGCAAACAGCCUCAGCCGGGACUCGCCACCUUCCACUCCGGUUCGAAGACCAGACAGCAAUGCUUCAAAGAUCUCCAUCACAGUGUCCAACAAACUGGCAGUGAAGAAUGUCAAAGCAGCUCUGGGCAGCGCAGGAGAUGAGACUCCCACCACAGCCCCAGUGAAGCGCCGCCGGGUCACAGCCGAGAUGGAAGGGAAGUACGUUGUCCACAUGCCCAAGGGCACCACACCCAAGACCAAGAAGAUCCUGGAGCAGCAGGCGGCCAGAGCUUUCCCGUCACUCUUGUGUGGUGUGUUCUGUUGUUCAAAGUUAGCUCUCUCAACCUCACCCUGUGCCCCGUGUCUGGUUUCAGGUUUACAGAGAACCUCUGUGUUCGACCGACUAGGUGCAGAAACCAAUGCUGACACCACCACAGGAAACAAGCCUACGGGAGUGUUCAGCCGGCUGGGGGAUAUGCAGGAGGCAGAAGAGGACAAAGCGGCCGAGAGCGAGGAGGACGACUGCUCUGCCCUGCAGUACGCCGGGGUACUGAAGAAACCCUUCAGGCCUUCCACACCCAAGGAGUGCGCCAAGGCUGGGGUGGCCAUCAAGGCCAAAGCCACCAGCUCUGAAGCCCAGCAGCUGGGGAGCAAAAACCCCGUCAAACCCUCGGCUCCCAGCAAGGGAAAGGUGCUGGAGCCUCCCUCCCGAGGACGUGUGGCCAAGAGGCUGAGCAAACGGCCCCUGCCCGAAGAAGCCCAGGACAGCAGCGUCACUAGCUCCAGGAGCAGGCCUGAAUCGGACCUGCAAGUCACCAUCCAGAGGACUUUGGGCAGUGCCAAGGUAAGCAGCACCUCGGAAGGCCACAGCGCCCAGAUGGACAACACGGGGACAGUCAGCGUCUUUAAACGGCUGGGCAGAAAGACAGUGUGACCGUUUUGGCUGCUGGUGCCUUUUGGGGUACGCGCCUCUGCUUUUUCUUCACAAGCAUGCGUGUGGGGCCCUGCUUGGAGGAGACAACUUGAAUUUGAUGUUUAUAAGUCCUCCUCUCCAAUUAACACAAAUGGUUUCUGGCACUAUUUCUGGGCUAGUUAGUCUUUGUGCUUCUGUGAAGCUCCUGGUCAGUCUUCCAGCUGCUCUGCUCCUGGGUGGGUGGGUGAGUGGGGGACCUCAACCCCCCGUGUGCAGAGUUGAGUCUCUUGUGUAUCUGAAUGGGCACCGCUCAGUAGUGUGCACACUUGAGCUCUGACCUGGGCAUCAAGCUAAACGUGACUUGGGCAGGGAUGAGGACAGGAGGGUCCGGGCAUGGGAGCUCCCAUCUAGGUCCUGCCAGGCCUUUGUGGCAGCGGUAGACUGCACUGAACACACCUUUCUCUGUGUCUGUUGUUUCCCUUCCUCUGCAGGUCCUUGCUCUUUCCUAGGAUGUAGAGGUGUCUCAAAGGGCUCCAGGUGCACUGGGCUUGCGAGAUGCUGUAGCUUCCUCUUCCUCUUCCUCUUGCCCUUCCUUCCUCCUUUCCCCUGAACUUUCAUCUCUUGCGUCCUGGUACAUUUGUAUUCCAGGAAGGGCAACUGAACACGUACCAGAAAUUCUUCUUGCUGGAUACAGCCAGCAGAGCCCCAGUUCCAAAACAGUCCUACUUUGGUUUUUUGUUCCAGAAACACGGGCGCCUUUAUGCCAGAGAGAAAUAUUGGAAACAUUUUAUGCGCCCUUUUUUGGUAUUGGUCAGAAUUGUUUGCUGGGCUGAUUCUGCCUUUCCAGCCCAGAUUCCACAUACAAGCCCUUCUGUGUUGUCAGGGAAAGGGGCGAGGUCUCCCCCCCCCCUCAAGUCGCUUGAGUGUCUAGCUGAGGAGGUGCCCCUCCGCAAUCCAACUAGUGGCACCGAGAUCUGAGAUGCUAGUAGUUGCCUUGGAGACCCUUGACCUUUUCUGUGCUGUAGAACACCAGAUAGUUAGCGGCACAUGAGGGAGAAGCCAAGGGUUGCAGUAUUGUGAUGGAGCCUGCUCUGGCUUGGGCUGCUUGAUUCUUCCCCAGUCACCAAAUAUCUGUUAAGCAGGGUUUUUAGACUACUUCAUUGAGAGUGAAGAGUGGUCAGUGCAGUGACCUUUUUGCAAGCGCCUUGCCGUGCAAAUGCAUCUGCCCAGGGGGAACUUGGCGGUCAGAAUGGAGUGUAGUCCACGGGCAACCAAAUGGGAACUGCUCCAAGGGUCCUUCUAGGCCCCUGUUCGUCUACCAGGUAAUUGUAGCCAAAGAUGGAAGGGUAGGAGGAAGAAACGUGCUCAUUCCCUGCCUUGAUCUGAAAAAUGGGGUUGUGCCCGUCUCUGGAGGGAGGGGGCUCAAGCCCACUUGUUUGUGGUCAUGCUGUUACCAGCCUGUAUCGAAAGUCCAUGGCUGGCUAGCUGGGAGUCCCCCAGAGAUAAGAGGAAAGAGAGAAGAUUGCUGCAGCUUUCAUCUUAGGUCUAUCCCAAGUCUUCUUUGACCAGCUCUCCGCAUCCCAUCAUAAUUCCCAGGACUGGCUUCAGAUCGGUUCCUAAACAAGGGAUACGCCCUGCCUGUGGUGCCUUUAUGAUUGUUUCAUUUCCAACUUUGGGGCAUUUACUGCAGAGGAGGAAAUUUUGCUUUUCUGUUUUACUUCAAAAAUGAAAGGACAUUAUUUAACUUCUAAUAUUUUAAUGAGUUUAACUGAGAACCUUUUUGGAACAGUAACAUGACUGUUAAUGGUGUGUGUGUGUAUUUUAAAAAGACUGUAAAUGCAAGUGGAUGUGAUUUGGAUUUUGGUAGCUGGCGAGGGGCUGGAGAUGUGCAGCUCUGUGGUCUGAGUUGGCCUGUCCCCCUCUUGCCUGUUGGGAGGUGUGAGUGGCCUUGCAAUAAAGUGUGUCACUGCGGGCCUCGUCUGAGACUGGA
Molecule: messenger RNA, 3307 nt
Organism: Eublepharis macularius
Lineage: Eukaryota; Metazoa; Chordata; Lepidosauria; Squamata; Eublepharidae
Gene: C15H19orf47
Product: chromosome 15 C19orf47 homolog
Exons: 8
Coding region: 106-1338 (410 amino acids)
Cellular component (GO): nucleus
Source: RefSeq, a predicted model, not a curated record